Gavialis gangeticus (Gharial) is the source of this 1598-nucleotide messenger RNA. RefSeq names its product UPF0462 protein C4orf33-like. The record is from RefSeq and is a predicted model, not a curated record. Bases 101 to 964 code for a protein of 287 amino acids. The transcript has 7 exons. Lineage: Eukaryota; Metazoa; Chordata; Crocodylia; Gavialidae.
CAGGGCUGACUGAAGAAGGGAUCCCAGAGGCUGAACAGGCUGAGAACCGCCAGUCUGGAGCUUCACGUCUAGACCCGAGUUGUGAAUAUGGCACGAAGCAAUGGGCAGAGCUGUGCACUCCUGUACCCAGCGCCAUCUCUGCUCCGUUCUGCCCAGCGAGACGGAUUUGAACUUAGAUUUGUGCCUGUCGUUGUGCAGAUGCAACUGGGAUGGAGCCCCUUGUGGUUUGCCCAGAACCUUGUACCAGCUCGCGUCUUUUCGAACUUGUAACUCAGCUUACGCUCUUCUGAGUCAGCUUUCCACAGGCAAGGGGCGUGUGGCAUGUGUCCUGUUAGCAACAGGAAUUGUAACUAGUUUCCAAAAGAUGGAAUUUAAAAUUGAACACACCUGGGACAGUUUACCUGUGAGCCAUGAGCCAGUACAGAUCAGGCUUAAAUUGAGUGACGGAGGAUUGUUGAUGGAAAUAAGUGCUCCCUUCUUUAAUGAUCCUCCAGCACCACUUGGAGAGCCAGGAAAACCUUUCAAUGGAUUGUGGAACUAUGAAGUUGUAGAAGCAUUUUUCUUGGGUGAGAAAACUAAGCAGUACUUGGAAGUUGAACUGUGUCCCCAUGGACAGCACUUGGUACUCCUGCUUUCUGGCAGAAGAAGAAUAUGGAAACAAGAACUUGCCUUAACAUUUGAAGUGUGCAGAACAGAGACCAAAUGGGAAGGCAGAGCUCAUCUUCCUUGGAGUUAUUUUCCACCAAGCACAGACAAAUUUAAUGCAUUUGCAAUUCAUGGCUCUGAAGAUAAGAGAACAUAUGAAGCACUUUAUCCAGUGCCUCAGCAUGAAAUACAGGAAGGACAGAAGCCAGAUUUCCAUCACCUGGAACUUUUCAAACAAUUUAGCUUGAAGGCAUUAAUGGGAGAAGAUUGGAGGCAGCCUGAAUCCGAUCUCUGGAUGUCAUGCAAACAUACUGAUUAGCAAAGCAGGAUGAGAAAUUAAAUCUUUACUCUGAUUAGUGGGGAAUGAAGCUGUAGGGCCUUAUCUCUUCAGCUAAAUUUCAGUGGUAAGAAUUCGAGUGUGUUACUAAAAUGAAUCAUGUUUAACUUCUCUUUUUUUUUUUAUCUUUGGCCACUUUCAGCUUAGCUUUUUAGCUUCAGGCCUACUCAGGUGAGCCCUUCACAGGGCUCCAUUUCCAGUUUCCUUUCCACCAGCCUGCCAUUAUCUUAGCCCAGAGUUGACUGCUGAUCAUCUCCUAAACAUUUUAGGACAGAAGAAGCAAGUAUGAUCAUCCAACUUUCUGUAUAACAUGGCUGUUACAUAGGCCAGAGGUAUCUUUAUUUUCUUGUUUCCACAUCAGUUCCAUAACUUCUGUUUGACUUGUAGUAUGUCUCUUAAAAUAAAUAAUUAAAUAAAAAAAAAUUAAUAUUGAUUUUAAGACUUCAUGUUGGAGAUGCUCCACUUUCAAGGUAAGGUUCCCUUACCCCUCUUGACUUAAAUAGUACUCAUUUAAUGAUUGGUACCUCACUUCACGAUAUUUGUCUAUUCAGCGUCUAAUUAUUGUAUCCCAUUCUGUCUUUUUGUAAUAGAUUAAAGAUCUAUUUCUUGCAAGAAA